AUGGAGCACUCGCAAGGCGCCCCCCGCGCGCCCGCUGCCAAUGUCGACACUGACCAGCUCGCCCACGAGAUGACGGAGCGCUUUCGUCAGGUCCUCAGCACACGGCGCAUGAACGACCUCACACUACGAUCCGGCCAGUCGCGCCCAUCAUCGCCCGCUCCUCGAGACUUUGGCACUCCUCAGCCCCCUCUUCUCCAGAAUGCUCCUCCCUCGUAUUCGUCGCUCCGCAACAUCCCCUUAAUUCCCCAGCCUCCCUCUGAUGCCCGUUCCAUCCGCUUCAAGAACAUGCUCACAUCGCUUUCCAACAUGCCCCUUCGUUGGGAAAACCCCGGCCUCCUCGACGAAGCUCUCACUGCAGUCCCUUUGGAGCAGAUCUACAACGAAGCCGAAGAGGAAAGCCAGAUUCUUCAGGCCGAAGCCGAGAGUCUGGGCAGCGGGAAGAAGGCUGCCUGGGGCUACCAAGACUGCGUCAUCCGCGCCUUGAUGAGAUGGUUCAAACGAUCCUUCUUCUCAUGGGUUAACAACCCCGCAUGCACACGAUGCUUCUCGCCUACGAUAGGCAUUGGCAUGGCCGCGCCGCUCCCUGACGAACAGGCCCGUGGCGCCAACCAAGUCGAACUCUACAAAUGCUCCGUAGAACACUGCGGCACAUAUGAGCGAUAUCCUCGUUAUAACGAUGCGUUUGUACUUCUGCAGACUCGACGAGGUCGGUGUGGCGAAUGGGCCAAUUGUUUCACCAUGCUUUGCAGAGCUCUCGGAACCAGAGUGCGAUGGGUAUGGAAUGCCGAAGACCACGUCUGGACAGAGGUGUACUCUGCUCACAGGAAACGAUGGGUCCACGUUGAUGUUUGCGAAGAGGCUUGGGAUAAGCCACGGCUCUACACUGAAGGUUGGGGCAAAAAGCUUUCCUACUGCAUAGCCUUCUCUGUAGACGGCGCCAUGGACGUCACCCGAAGGUACAUCCGCGAUCCCGCCAAAUAUAGCCUGGAGCGUAAUCGUGCACCUGAAGCAGUUCUUCUGCACAUCUUGGACGAAAUCCGGGCCGCUCGACGAAACAACAUGGAGAAGAAGGAGAAGUUCACAUUGGAAGGAGAGGACAUGCGCGAAGACCGCGAGCUUCGAUCCUACGUCAUUUCCUCCAUCGCUCAACAGGUCAGCAAGCUCGACGCCGAAGACAUUGCCAACGGACGCCAAUCCAGCCCACGACCAGACCCCGACACGCAGAAAGCGUUGGAAGGCCGGACCAGUGGCAACGCUCAAUGGAUCCGCUCCCGGGGCGAGGGUGGACGUGGCACACCAAACCAGCAAGACCCCCACAACCAGCACCCGCGCUGA
Molecule: messenger RNA, 1335 nt
Organism: Periconia digitata
Lineage: Eukaryota; Fungi; Ascomycota; Dothideomycetes; Pleosporales; Periconiaceae
Source: the annotation of a GenBank genome assembly